Messenger RNA from Corticium candelabrum, 1409 nucleotides. Its product is annotated as small ribosomal subunit protein mS29-like. Gene Ontology annotation, biological process: apoptotic process. Gene Ontology annotation, cellular component: mitochondrial ribosome; mitochondrial small ribosomal subunit. The record is from RefSeq and is a predicted model, not a curated record. NCBI's taxonomy places the organism in Eukaryota, Metazoa, Porifera, Homoscleromorpha, Homosclerophorida, Plakinidae. Gene Ontology annotation, molecular function: structural constituent of ribosome. The transcript is spliced from 12 exons. The coding region runs from base 8 to 1174 and encodes 388 amino acids.
CAGAGAAAUGAAUGUUGCAAGGCAUUCACGAGGACGAAAUGCUACCGUUUCUCAGAUUCUAAAUCUUUCACGUUGCUUUAAUAAAGCUUUUCUUAGCAAACAAGCCAGAAAGGAAGAAAUACCGUCUGUCGUGACGUCAUCAAACGAUGUUUUGAGUGUCAGUGAGAGAGAUUUGGGAAAGCUCUAUGUGACUCCUCGACGAGAGUUUGAGAAAAUCUUUCCUCAUGGAUUGCAGACAUCUUUUAUGAAAGAGGUGCAGUCAAGCAGCCAAGCAGGAAUUCUAGUCCGAAAGCCUGCUCUUGACAUCAUCAACCACCUGAGAAACCACAGUCAAUCCAACACUUCGCCAAUGAGAUUUAUCAUAAAUGGUCCAGAUGGAUGUGGGAAGACACUCACUUUGGCUCACAUCAUACACUACUGUUGCAAAGCCAAUUGGCUUGUAGUACAAAUCCCAUCAGUUUUCGAAUGGGUCUACAGUAGAAACAAAGUACGACACAACAUGCACGAUCACCAGACGUUCGACCAGCCACAGGAAGCUCUCGAGUGGCUUCGAAAUUUCAAAACUCUCAAUGCUUCACAUCUAACUCACUUGAAAACAACUAGUAAACACACAUGGGGAAAAGUUGAUGUCACGAAGUCUGGUCAACCCUUGGGGGUUGUUGUUGAUCAGGGUUUACAAAAGCCUAUGAAUGCGACUGAUGCGAUUAGUGUACUACUGAGAGAAAUCGCCAAAGUCAAAGAUCGGAAAAUUCUGUUCGCAGUCGACGAAUUCAAUGGACUAUUUGGAACAACAUCAGUCCAAGACCCAGAUAAGCAACUUGUUCACCUGAAGAGUCUAAACCUCAUUUCCCACUUCCAGCGGCUGCUUACAGACUUAUUAUCUGCCAACACUUCGGCAACAGUCGCGUCUCUCUCUAGGACAGGCAUGCUGCACACACGCAGUCGUGGAUUUGGAUUGCGGGACCUUCUACCGCACACGUGGCUGCAGCAACUCAAACCCUACGUCAACAUCCGAGUGGAAGAAUACAGUGACGAUGAGAUGACUAGCAUUCUGGAAUACUACGCCCACAUAAAGUGGCUAGUUGCAAGUCGUGACCAGAAGACGGUGACGGAGAUCCGCUUUUUGACUCAACGGAAGCCGUUCGCCGUUCAGAAAAUAUGCUCGACUUGCUAAAUAGGACGAAUAUGUAGAUCACGUGUGUUAGGGCGGGGUUGCGGUUUACCAAAUAUGGCAAUAAGAUUUGAAACUCGAAAGGCGUUGCUGUGUGUUGUUUUGUUCUCUGGAGGUGGCGGAUGUUGUGCGCUCGUUGGGUUAUGACGUGUAGUAAGUGAGACGGGCGCGGUCACAUGCCAUACAACGCCUAGCAGGCUGCAAUGUCUGCCGAGCAGCCAGCCGGUGCAUGGGCGGA